Molecule: messenger RNA, 2316 nt
Organism: Colletotrichum lupini
Lineage: Eukaryota; Fungi; Ascomycota; Sordariomycetes; Glomerellales; Glomerellaceae
Exons: 16
Coding region: 1-2316 (771 amino acids)
Source: RefSeq, a predicted model, not a curated record
AUGCCCUCUUCUCCGCUUUCCGACCUGAAGUGUGCUCGUCAUCCAUCUACGACUCUUUCUUUCUCAAACCUCGUCUUAUUCAUAACAGCUGUGGCCGUUGUGGUCCGAAGUUUUCUUCAUGGCGCUAUCCCGCUUGCCUCCCAACAUGAUUCGGAUGAGGCAGCGAUUCAGAACCACUGCUGCUUCGACAGCAUUGAUGGCUCAGAGGCCGCCUUCGCCGCCGCGCCCAGGGCGCCGCAGAGUUCCCAGCGUCUCACCACGACGAUUGACGGGAACACGCAAUUCCCGCAGUUCCUGAGACGAACAGGAGGAGACAAACGACACUGGCCCGGGGCUCCCGCACAGAGCUCAGAGCACCUCAGCUACCUUACCUUUACCUUGCCUUACCUUAUCCGCGGAAAUGAUAAGGUACGGACAAGGGAGGUCCCAGCCCCCCGAGAGCCGCUUCUAGACUCUGGUGUGACAGAAGUUAUGAGCAUCGACGACGCAGGUUCGAGUCAGAAUCGGAUCCUUUGGAGACGGAUUGAAUUGCGUGGCCAAGUCGGAGGUAAAGGAAGCAAGGAAGCGGAGCAUCCCAGUAUCUACCUACGUUACACAUAUCUGAUCUCAGGACAUGCACAGCACAGAGCUGAUGCCUUGAGCACAUCAGGUGAGGUAGCUUCUCUCAAUGGUAAAAGAGAAAAUGGCCGAGACCCACUUGACACGGCACGGAAGCGCACCGCGGCCGUGGGAAAAGACGGAGCACAAGGAAGGAGGCGGGGCGAUGGGGACGGCAGGAACGGCAGGGAACACCACACGACGGGCGGCUAUGCUUUCCCUCAGGGCAGGCGCGGGCAGACAACCUGCCCUAAGGUGACCAGGCACCCCGACGGCAGGCACGUCCUCCGUUCUGUCCCCAUCACGCUCGUGGCUCGCUCACCUCUGUCUCCCUUUGCGCUCCUUUGGCUCCUUCCACGUCCCUUGCCGUUGGGACUGAGGUUACCUUUACCUUACUCUCCCGUCACACCCGGACCAUGCUCCGACACGACGGCACUGCAACCUGACAUCGUAAAUCAACCUACCCUCGAUCGACUCGGCAUUCUUUGGCUCCCAUCAAUGCUGCUCCAACAUCGUCUGUGGUUCUUCCCCCCGAUUUCUAGAAUCCCAUGUUUCGAAACACAAACUGCUGCCGUCGUCCCAGGAACUGCACCAUCCUGUACCCGUGCAACCCGCAGCAACACGCUCCUCUCAUCGACUCCCGGAACCACCAUCAAUCACCAUCAGUGCCAUCCAUUAGCAAACGCCAACGGCUUCACCAUCGAUAGCAUUGCCUCCUCCAUCAUCAGCACGAGCAUCAGCUUGAGCCUGCCUUGCAUUGCACCGCACGGCAUCCCACCUCCCUCAGCUUCUGCCUACGCCUGCACCCAGACGCACAGAGCCAACUCACGGCCGCUUCACCUGCCAAGUACUCCUCCCAGCGCCUCCGACGAGGAUUACGUGCCACCUGCUUCGCUGCAACCUCCUACUCCUCUUCCGCCCUGUACUUUCGUUUUUGCAGCUGUCAGGAUCUCAUGCUGCGUCAAGCCAGCCAAAUGGCUACUUACGCAACCUCUUCGACCUAAUGCACAAUCUCGAGGCCCCUGUCUUUCCUCGGACCUCCGUUGGGAAUCUUGGCGGUUCACUGCCAAGGUUGUUGCAGUAACGCCCAAAACCCAAGGCCACAGCACACCAAGGCCCACAUUCGGAUGCCGGAUCGACGAUACCCAUGUGCCGAGAUAUCUCUUCAUGUCUCCGACCAAGACGAUAACUCCACCAUUAUCAAAGCUCAACCGUCAAUCGCUAAUCGCCAAUCGAAAGACCCGGUGUCUAAGACGAACAAAUGAGUGCGAAGACAGCAACAAUACCCGAGACCUCGACACCGUUGAUCUCUCAUCGCACUUCCCUGCUAUUUGCAAGCCGCGUCUGCAGACCCCGUGCGACGUCACAAUGCCACAGCAGCCAUUAGGACCCAGAACGGCAAUAGCUCGCCAACGGGCGGCCGAUUGCGUCGAUCGUUCAGCCAGCAUACUGUCGCCAUACCCCAGGACUGAGGCGCAGAAAAUAGCAAAGCAGUGGCCAAACUCGCUUCGGUCCGGCAUCUACAUACGGCGACGAUCGUCCUCAAUAGUGUCUUGUGCCAUUGCCCCGCGGAUAUCUCCCGAGAAGCGAGACAGCCACAUACCAGAUUUGAUUGGUCCCCAAGUCCCGGAGUUGGGUCAGCAUCAUCCGAACGACACCAAGAACCUGACGCCUGGACGUAAGGUUACCAAGUCAGUCAUAGCGACCGUUGCUGAUUAG